Messenger RNA from Pieris macdunnoughi, 648 nucleotides. NCBI's taxonomy places the organism in Eukaryota, Metazoa, Arthropoda, Insecta, Lepidoptera, Pieridae. The record is from the annotation of a GenBank genome assembly.
AUGGAUAUGCUUGGGGACGAAGAUAAAAGAAAAGUUCCAGAAAUGUUACAAAAAAUAUUAAGAUAUGAUGUACAAAUUACCAAGAAAUUUGUCGAAAAUGCUCAAAAAGUAACUGCCCUAAGAUCACUUGGAAAUCAUUCUAAAUUAUUAGAGGUAUCAUGUCAUGGAGUAGUCUGGCUUGCAGGUUGGCUCACAUUCAUAUGGUUAUUCAAUAAUAGUGAAUUGUAUCAACUACAGGUUAACAUGCUUAUAGCUCUCCUACUUGAUAUUGUGGUGAUAGCAAUAAUAAAAGCAUUUGUGAGGAGAAGAAGACCAAUACCAAUGAAUAAACUGAUACCAGGAAAUCCAGACAAGUACUCAUUUCCUUCUGGUCAUGCAAGUCGCUCUGUUUUAGUUGCAUUUAUACUGAUAUGUGUAGACCCCGUCUCAUUUAUCUUUUAUCCGCCUUUGAUGGCCUGGGUUACUUCUGUAGCAGUAUCUAGAGUCCUUAUUGAAAGACAUUACUUUUUGGACAUAUUUGCAGGCAUUGGCUUAGGAAUUAUAGAGGGACUGUUUAUAAGUCUUGUGUGGCUCUCCCAAAGUACAUCAACUAGUAUUCUUAAAUCUUUAUCAGAUGAAAAAAGAGAUGGCGGAGAAUUCCAUGUCUAA